GUGCUCAUCAUCAGGGUGACAGCUUUGAGCUACACUUUCAGGCGCGCACAAGAGGGCAAAGUGGUACCCGGCAGGGCACACCAUCACGCCUCCUCCCGCUUACUCCACACACGCAGGGAAACGAGGAAGCUUGGGAUCUAGAAAUGGAUUUCGUCGAUUCCCACGCGGGAAGCCCGGCGACCAGGCCAAUAGCCGUCUGUUCUCGCCCGCGCACAACAACAGCGCGGCGCAUCCGUCCCCGCUCCGCGGCGCCGCCGCCGCCGCCGCCUCGUGUUGGCGGCGGCGGCGGCGGUAGGGAAGCGUGUCGGCAAGUAUAUCUCAAGCAGGCGGGCGGCGUCGGCGGAGCCUUUUCUCUCGCGUGGGCGGGAGGGGUGUCGAUUCCCGCCUCGGGACUGUCGAUGUCCACCGCGUUGCUGCUGUCACUGCUGGCCGUUUCGGGUGCGGCUGCACCGGCGGCGGCUGCGGCGGCGGUGGCGGCGGCGGCGGCCGCAGCGCCACAAUCGCCGCCAACAACGGCACCGUCCCCAUUCUCGUCCAUGGCCUUUUUCUUGGCUUCGCCGGCGCCGCCAAGGGUCGGUGCAGGUUUUCCGUCUGCCUGGCGACCGGCUUCCGCCCUUGGCCUGCGCAGACGCAGCAACGCUAGCAGCGCGGCACGGUUAACAGCCGGGCGAAGUAGAGCACCGUCGGCCCUUCGCAGUUGUCGGAAUAGUAUCAGCUGUUCCUGGUCGACGGGGACACCUUCGUGGUUGUGGAAAGGAAGAAGGGCGAGAGGUUGCGGGGGGGGGCGCUGCUUGAGCGGGGGGGGGCUACUACCGCCGCGUUCGCGCCUCCGGAGCAGAGCCGAAAUAGGGCUCACGGACGACUGGAGCACCGGCGAGGCGAGCCACCGACCAGAGGACGGAGGCGCCGGCUGGAACUGCGAGUGGGAUGACGACAUGGACCUCUUGACCAGUUUUGGCUUGGACGAGUACGGCGGCAGCGGAAGCUACGGCGACGGCAGCGGCCCCGCCGACACCGACGCCUCCACCGGAGACGACGCGCCGUCCCUCUCGGAGCGAGACGCGGCGCGCCUGGAGGAGGUCGGCAUCAUGGUCGAGGAGCUGGAAGGAAACCGGGGGGGGAGCACGGCGGCGGCGACAGGGGGGGGGGCAACCGCCGCAGUUGUUGGGACGGCGGGGGGCGCCGCCGCCGGCGAGCCGUCGCCGUCGCCGGCGGCGGCGGCGGCGGCUAGAGACGACGCAGAUAUCAAGGAGCUGACGCGCACGGCCAGGAAGGGGGACCUCACCGGGGGCGCGAUGGACAGCGCACGCUUGCGCAUGACCUGCGGGGACCCCGUUUUCUUCGCGCACCUCGCCGAGCUGAUGCAGGGGGUCCACCGGCAAGCCGGGGGGAGGAAGUUCCUGAACCACGAGGAAGAGAUGGAGCUCGGGGAAACGGUGCAGCGGUAUCGGGCGCUAAUCGAGGUGAGGUGGGAGGGGCACCCGUAG
This is a messenger RNA of Ectocarpus sp. CCAP 1310/34, 1487 nucleotides long. Lineage: Eukaryota; Phaeophyceae; Ectocarpales; Ectocarpaceae. The record is from the annotation of a GenBank genome assembly.